Messenger RNA from Oncorhynchus masou masou (cherry salmon), 5074 nucleotides. Its product is annotated as collagen alpha-1(XVIII) chain-like. The transcript has 42 exons. Bases 452 to 4126 code for a protein of 1224 amino acids. The record is from RefSeq and is a predicted model, not a curated record. Gene Ontology annotation, molecular function: extracellular matrix structural constituent conferring tensile strength. Lineage: Eukaryota; Metazoa; Chordata; Actinopteri; Salmoniformes; Salmonidae. Gene Ontology annotation, biological process: extracellular matrix organization.
CAUAGCACCGCCUGGAGUUUGAUAAAUGACAUUGGCACUUGGAUUGGAACCAAUUUGAGCAAAUGUAUUAGUAGGAAAUAAUAUCAUUUACCCUUUUUUUGUAUACAAUAUACUGUAUCUCAGUAUUUGUAUUAUUCAUUUUAGACAGCAUUUUUGUUAUCUUUAUCAAGGCUGUCAAUCAUUUUGGACCAGACCUCUAUGAGGGCAGAGUUGGAUAAAGCAGUGGUCCAGGAAGAGCGACUGUGAGGAGUCAGAUUUCAGUGUUUGAGGACCGGUUCAGUCUUGAAGGACUAAAGCAGCCUUUGUUUCAUUUGCAAAUGCGGGCAGUCCAAGUGAGGGGGAGAGCAAGAUCUUUUUAAGAGGGAGUGAGUGAGGGAUAGAGCGGGCUCCAACUCUUACCACUAUCACAUUGGAACAAGAGGACUUUUGUGUGGACUUAACAAGAUCGAAGAUGACUUCACGCAGCCUCUCCCUGUGGUCCUUUGGAAUACAUAUCGCCUUGUGGUACUGCCAACUGUCGACUGCUUAUCAGCUUCUGGACGAGCGGGGCUCCCAGGGCCAGAUAGACCUGACCGAGCUGAUCGGCAUCCCUCUCCCCCCAUCGGUCUCCUUCAUCACAGGGUUCGAGGGCUACCCGGCCUACAGCUUCGGGCCCGAUGCCAACGUGGGCCGCCUCACCAAGUCCUUCAUCCCCGACCCCUUCUACCGCGACUUUGCUAUGACCGUCACCGCCAAGCCCACCACGCAGCGGGGUGGGGUUCUCUUCGCAAUCACCGACGCCUACCAGCGGGUGGUGCACCUGGGGGUGGCAUUGAGCCCCGUGGAGGAUGGGUCUCAGCGGGUGCUCCUUUACUACACCGACCCGGGGGAUGGGAGCACCAAGGAGGCGGCCAGCUUCAAGCUGGGUGACCUGACGGGGAGGUGGGCCCGCUUCACGCUGACGGUGCAGGGGGCGGAGGUGCGCCUCUACAUGGACUGUGAGGAGUACCACCGCGUGGCCUUCCAGAGGAGCCCAGAGCCCCUCACCUUUGAGGCCAGCUCGGGCAUCUUCGUGGGCAACGCCGGUGGCACAGGGCUGGACAGGUUUGUGGGUUCUAUUCAGCAGCUGGUUCUGAAGGGGGACCCCACGGCCCCAGAUGACCAGUGUGAGGAGGACGACCCCUAUGCAUCUGGCUAUGGGAGUGGAGAUGACUCCUUCGAUGACACAGAAACUCUGGAUGAAGUGAAGAAGGUAGUGGAGGAGAGAGAGUACAUUAUGCCAGAGGAGCCAAUGAUCAUCCCAGUGCGUGCCCCUCCCACAGAGGCAUCGCCCAGUGACGAUGAGGAGGAUGCUGGCGAGACCUCGGGUCAGGAAGUGGAGCUGACCGCUGAGAGAGGACCAAGUCAGACAGCAGAUGCAGCCUAUAGACCAGGAAGUGCAACGCACAGUCAGAAAGGAGAGCGAGGAGACCCAGGGCCAGCCGGACCCCCUGGCUCCCCCGGCCCCCCAGGCCCGCAAAGCCCGUUAGGUGAUGGCUCCUCUGGGGAGGGAGAGCCAGGACCAAGGGGCCCCCAGGGGCCUCAGGGACCAGCAGGAACACCCGGAGCACCCGGCAACGACGGCCAGCCAGGCAGUGGAGGGAAAGAUGGUGACCCAGGAGAAAAUGGAGUUCAGGGAUUCCCAGGCUUGCCAGGAGAUCCUGGUCCCAAAGGAGACAAGGGUGACCCUGGAGUGGGCAAACCUGGGUCCCCCGGUCCUCCCGGGCCACCGGGUCGACCCAACUCAUCCAGAUCCCUGAAUGUUGUGGACGGUUCGGGCUUUGAGGACUUUGACACUGACACAGAGAUUAUGACAGGUCCCCCUGGUCCACCGGGUCCUCCAGGGCUGCCUGGCCCCCCAGGUUCAUCUGAGGGCCUCUCUGCGUCACCUGGAGCCCCUGGGACCCCCGGGAAGGAUGGAGAGAUGGGUAAACCUGGACAGCCUGGGGUUGAUGGACACAAUGGGGACCCUGGUUCAGCUGGCGAGAGAGGAGAGAAGGGUGAGCCGGGUCUGAGCGGACCUCCUGGACCAAAGGGGGAGCCAAGUGCUGCAGGGUUCCCAGGUCUGCCCGGCUCAGAGGGCCCAGAGGGGAUGCCAGGCCUGAGGGGCCCUCCUGGGCCACCGGGACCCCCAGGAAGGGGCUUCAGCUUGGACCUGGAAGACAUUGAGGGGUCUGGGACACUCGGUGGCUUUGGGGCAGUGAUGCCCAAAGGCCCUCAGGGUCCUAUUGGGAAACCUGGUCCUCCAGGACCAAAGGGCAAAGACGGGCAGGACGGGCUUCCUGGUUUAGCGAUAAAGGGGGAGCCUGGUGCUCCGGGAGCAGCAGGGUCCUCUGGGCUGGACGGACUGCCAGGGCACACGGGAGCGAAGGGGGACAGCGGUGAUAAGGGAUCAAAGGGAGAGAGAGGUCAGGAUGGCCUCAGUUUCCCUGGCCCUCCAGGACCUCCCGGGCCUCCAGGACCAGUCAUCAACCUCCAGGAUCUCCUGCUCAACGAUACAGAGGGUGUGUUUAACUUCUCAGGAGGGCUGGAAUCUCAGGGGCCCAGGGGGCCACGGGGUCCAAAGGGGGACUUGGGGAUGACAGGUUUCAUGGGGCCUCCAGGAAUAAAGGGCGAGAAGGGUGAGCCAGGGGUCAUGGUUGCCGCUGAUGGGUCUAUGUCUGGACUCACAGGGCCACAGGGGCCCAAAGGGAUCAAGGGCGAUUGUGGUGUACCUGGACCAGCUGGCGUGAUGGGUCCCAUUGGGCCAGAAGGACCCAAAGGAGAAUAUGGCUAUCCUGGUCAUCCGGGUCGUCCUGGAAUUAGUGGGCAUAAAGGAGACCGAGGAGACGCUGUGGUUGUGUCGGGGCCCCCUGGCCCUCCCGGACCCCCAGGACGUCCCGGAAUGUUCAACUGCCCCAAAGGAACAGUUUUUCCCAUCCCUCCCAGACCACACUGCAAAAAGGCCAUAAAUGGUUCUAAGAGCUCAACAAAUGGGGGGGCUAACUGUCUUCCAGGGACCAAAGGGGACAGGGGGGAGAGGGGUUUCCCUGGUAUGCCUGCCCCAUCACUUACAAUGCUUCCCAAAGGAACUACGGGGAAUAAAGGGGACCACGGCUUCAGGGGGGACAAGGGAGAGAAGGGGGAGGCCGGGUUACCGGGCUCACCUGGUAUGCCUGGGAGAUCGGGACUGGUGGGCCCCAAAGGAGAAACUGUUAUGGGGCCCCGUGGCUAUCCAGGUGUUCCGGGGUCUCCUGGUACUCCUGGGUAUGGGAGACCUGGCCCUCAAGGCCCCCAAGGGCCUCCCGGACCCCCCGGAGAACCCUCUCGAUUUGGCUCAGCUGUGACCAUCCAUGGGCCACCAGGCCCCACUGGCCCGGCUGGGCCUCCUGGGACCUCUGCCAUGACGUUUCCUUCCAGCGAGGUCAUGAUGCAUCAGACGAAAUACAGCAGCGAGGGGACCCUAAGCUUCACCACGGGGACAGGCAAACUCUACAUCCGGGUGCAACAGGGAUGGAAGGAAGUCCUGCUUGGUGACUUGAUCCCCCUCCCAUUGAAUCUCCUUCUAAAUGACGAGGCUCAGCCAGGCAGCAGCAGAAAAUAUGGGCUCAAACUGGUGGCUCUGAACCAGCCCCACACAGGGAACUUUGGUGGGGUCUACAUAGCAGACAAGAUGUGUUAUGAACAGGCCAAGGCCAUGGGCUUGUCCGCUUAUUACCGGGCCUUCCUAUCCUCCCCAAAACCCCGGGCCAUUAAUAAAGACCUGGUCCCCCAGAAGUUCAGGGAGAGCUACCCCGUUACCAACCUCAGGGGCGACAUUUUGUUCAGUAACUACAAGUCUAUCUUCACUGGGGGUGGAGGAAAAUUCCCGCCAAACAUCCCAAUCUACUCCUUCGAUGGACGGGACGUAUUGGCAGACCCCUUCUGGCCUAAGAAGAGCAUCUGGCACGGCUCCAAUACGUUUGGCAACAUGGCGGUAGACCGGUCCUGCGAGUCGUGGCGGGUCAACGACAUUUCCAUCGUGGGCCAGUCGUCCAGUUUGUCCUCGGGCUCCCUUAUAGGACAGCAAACAAGCAGCUGCUCCAACGAGUUAAUUAUUCUCUGCAUCGAGACCAUAGAGCAUGUUUAAUAGACCUUGACCAGUCUCAUCCCCCCCAUUCCUCCAUCCCCCAAUCCAUCCACUGCCAUCUUAACACUCUGGAAAGGUGUAAAUACAUGAACAUUGCUUUAUGAACAUGUCAUCAUCGUCAUCAACUUAUUCCUCUCCCAUCCUCUGAUUGGUUGGUUGAUUGACUGAGAUGGUGCUAAAGAGCGGAUACUGUCUGUCAGACCAGCUCCAAAUCGUGGCUUUGCACAGUUUUUUUUAAACCAACUUUCAAAUUACAACUGUCAACUUUCAAGAUUCUUUCUCACUACAGAUAUUUCUCCUAGUCAAAAUGUCACCUUUUGUCUUCCAGUGAUUGGUCGUGUUUACAGGUUGUCCUAUUAGGUCAUUCUAUAAGAGAUGUUUACUCCAUUAGACCAGGGCCAAUACCAUAUUUCACACAACAUAAUGUCCAUAUUCCAACAAGGGAACAACCAGUAUUACCACCAAAGAAAUUUUGAUGCACUGUAUUAGAUUUGUUUUAUACUUUUGUCACUUCAUAUCCAUGAAGAUUGUCUUUCAGUUUUUUUGAAUACAUUUUAUACACAUUUCUCAUUUGAGCAACAAUUUCUCUCAGUGUUUAAUUUAAAUUCAAUGUUUUAUUUAUACCUUGACCGCACAUAACAUGAAUGAAUCAAAUGAUUAAGGUUAAGUAUGUAAUUUAUAGAUUGUUUGUCAAAGUGACUAUUUCAGUUUUUUGCCUCUUCUGAAAUUGGUCGUUUUUUGUACAGCAUUCCUUUCACUGCGCUAGAAUUUUAAUUUGAUAGGUACCUAGUUAGAUUUAACAUAAAUUCCACCCAUCAUAUAGAAAUUCACCACAAAAAAAAACUCAUAUGGAAUUUUUAUACAACAGAGAUUUGAUCAGUAUGUGAGAGUAUGUUUUAUACAAUAAUUGGUGCUUAUUGAAUAAAAAUGUUUUCUUUUUCUUAAUAA